Dermacentor andersoni is the source of this 2817-nucleotide messenger RNA. The record is from RefSeq and is a predicted model, not a curated record. NCBI's taxonomy places the organism in Eukaryota, Metazoa, Arthropoda, Arachnida, Ixodida, Ixodidae.
CGGGAAAAAAGGGGUCGUUUGCUAAAACAGCGUAGUAGCCUCCUAAACCUACCCGCCCUACUUUGGCAUCGUCGUGUGGAAGCUAUUACUCGAUCAUGCCUGUGUCACGUGCACAGAUGUCGCCGCUGCCGCGCCACGCAUGAUGCAAUCGGAGCUAAAUUUAGCUCUUCGCUCGGCGUUCAGAGAGGCAUAGAGCUCGGCAGUACGUUUGUCGAUCUGAGUGCGAAAGGUCGUGUUUGAGCGAGCUCACUCAGCCAUAGUAGGUUUAAGCCAUGAAAUUCAAACCAGUGCUCGUAAGUAGCUGCAUAACGCGUACAAGUGGGGAAUAAUUUUUUUUUUUGCAUAAGUGCCACACUUGCUCGGUUUCGACACCUCUCGCGUUCAACACUCAUGUUCCAGAAGUGGCGUGAAGAAAGUCGGGUGGCAAGACGAAGGGAUGCCGAUUCGCGCCCACCACCUUUGACUACGGCUGGUCACCUAUUAAUAGGGAGUGAUCACGAUAAUAAGGAAUGAGGCCUCGUGUCACGGCGUACGGAGAGGCGUAGCUGGGCAGUACGUUUGUCCACCCUUGUGUGAAUGCUUGUUUUGAGAGUACUCACUAUAUCACGAACGGCAUGUUAGAAAACUCAUACUGACGCUAAUCAGGAGUUAUAGGGACAACAUGUGUGCGAUUUGGUUGCAGAAAUUUCAAGAUUGUUCCCCUAUGGCACCUCUUGAGUUCGAUACGUGUGGUCCAGAAAUUGCGUGAAGAGGCUCUGGAAGCAAGACAAAGGGACAUCCAAUCCCUUUGAACACGGCGGAACGUAUCCGUCUCCAUGGCAGCGCAAGCGCGGAAAAUUGAGGCAAGCGCAGGAACCCCAACCAUCUACGAAAGUGCGGCGGGCUGGAGCGGCGCAGGGCAGUUUCGGGUGCCACCAGUAGGUGGGUCCAUCAGACAUACGUGAAUGAGGUGCAUGAAAAGUUUCUUUUGAAUCCAACAAAGUGCCGAGUUUGGCCAGGGCUACUGGGUAGCUGAUACGCGAGCUACUUGGACGGAACGCAUACGUGCUGUCGAAAAGCACCUACGGUGUCCGUGCCGGUGACCUACGGGAGAUAUAGUUUCCGUUUUAUCUGUACUCCGGCAGGCAGCGAAACAUGAAGCCUGCUGUCUCCCUAAGCGAGCCGCUAUCUCGCGCACUGGCACGUUGCUGCUGUAACAGCAGCUGAGAUUGACACGUGCUCAGCCAAGGGGCCGCGCAGUCAGUGAAGUCAGAGGACACGGGGCGCCAAAGUGCCCGGUACUUCCUGAACUAAUAAGGGCACGACGCCUGGUGAGAGCCAUGCUAACCGAAAUUGUGCUCGUGGUGUCGGCACUGCCACUGCUGGGCGUGGCCAUCGGACCGUCCGCGUUGGAGGUGGUCAACUUGCCGGGACUCCGUGAACCCAUAAACUUCAGGCACUACUCGGGUUUUCUGAACGCCACCGAAGGUCGACUGCUUCACUAUUGGUUCAUGGAAAGCCAGCGGUCUCCGUCUGACGACCCCGUGUUGCUGUGGAUGAAUGGAGGACCCGGAUGUAGCUCGCUCGUUGGUGUUGCCAUGGAGUUGGGCCCCUUCCGCGUUGAUCCUCUUGGCGUGAACCUAACCGUAAACCCAUUCAGCUGGAACAAGGUUGCAAACGUGAUAUUCCUCGAGGCGCCGGCAGGUGUCGGUUACUCGUACGACCCCACCGGGAACAACAGUACUGACGACUACAAGGCCACCGAAGACAACUACCAGGCAAUACUGGAUUUCUUUUCCAAGUUCCCAGAGUUCAGGAAGAAUGAGUUUUACGUGACGGGCGAGAGCUACGCCGGCAUCUUCGUUCCUCUCCUAACACAACGUCUUCUCCUCUCGAAUCCACUUGGAAUAAACCUGAAGGGUUACGUCAUCGGAAACGGAGCAGUGGAUUUCGAGCUCCACGGCAAGGCGAUCCUCUUUUUCGCCUACUACCACGGCCUCUUCGGAGACGACCUCUGGAACGAGGUGACAUCAAAUUGCUGCAAUGGCUCAGUCUCGAAGGAGACGUGUGACUUCGCCUGGAACACCAAUGAUCCUGCCUGCGUCAAUCCGGUGAGCGUCGCGUACGAAAUCGUUCUCAAGAGUGGCUUGAACGUGUACAACUUGUACGUCCCGUGCGACAUCGUCAAAGAACCGCGGGAGCUUCUGUCUCGGCGUCACCCGGAGAUGACGAGUCAGUACGCAACGAAGCAGCUCCUGAUCAAGAUGCUUGGCGUGCAAACCUCGAGCCUGUUCGAGACGCCGAAUUGCUACAACCAGGACAACUUGCUGCUGUACUACAAUAGGCGUGACGUCAUCGAAGCUUUGCACGUUGAACAAUCUCCCCAUAUGUGGGUGCCGUGCAGUAAGACCCUAAACUACACCCAGCAGCACCUGACUGUGCGGGAAGUGGUGCAACAACUGGCCGAAUCUGGGCGUCUCAGAGGCCUCGUUUAUCACGGUGACGUGGACAUGGCGUGCCCGUUUCUCGGGGGCGACUGGUUCGUACGCAGCUUGGGAUACGAGCCCACAUCUCAAUACAGGAUGUGGCACGCUGGAUCCGUUAUCGCUGGCUUCGUGCAGACCUUCGCCAAGGACAUCACUUUCGUCACCGUGAAGGGUGCCGGCCACAUGGUUCCCAUGGACAAGCCUGAAGAAUCACUGCAGAUGAUAUCCAACUUCCUUUCAAGGAGCUCGUUUGAAUAAAGAAAAAUAUGUUUUCAGCGGAAAAGCUCGAUAAAGAAGCGGCGGAAUAAAAAAAAAAAUUCACAGACGAUAACGAUAAUCCCUAAUGCAAAAU